Molecule: messenger RNA, 1972 nt
Organism: Neoarius graeffei (lesser salmon catfish)
Lineage: Eukaryota; Metazoa; Chordata; Actinopteri; Siluriformes; Ariidae
Gene: chic1
Product: cysteine-rich hydrophobic domain 1
Exons: 6
Coding region: 24-545 (173 amino acids)
Source: RefSeq, a predicted model, not a curated record
ACUCGCGCAGGGUCAGAGACGUCAUGAGCGUCUUGCUGCCCAACAUGGCGGACUUUGAUACCAUUUAUGAGUUAGAAGAAGAAGACGAGAGAAUAGUGAGUGAAGAGCACCUCGCCAGAUAUUGCCCCGAACCUGUGAUAAUGCGAGGGGCCGGCCACAUCACUGUGUUUGGACUUAGCAACAAAUUUGACACAGAAUUCCCAUCUGUUCUUACAGGAAAGGUCGCUCCAGAGGAGUUCAAAACGAGCAUAAACCGAGUGAACGCUUGCCUGAAGAAGAACCUACCAGUCAAUGUGAAAUGGCUACUGUGCGGAUGCUUGUGCUGUUGCUGUACCGUGGGCUGCAGUCUGUGGCCUGUCAUAUGCCUCAACAAGAGGACACGAAGAUCCAUUCAGAAAUUGUUAGAAUGGGAAAACAACCGAUUAUAUCACAAGCUGGGACUGCACUGGAAACUCAGCAGAAGAAAAUGUGAGAGUAAUAACAUGAUGGAAUAUGUGAUUCUUAUAGAAUUCUUACCCAAAUAUCCUAUAUUCCGACCGGACUAAGAGCACUGCAGAGGGAUGCUGGUGAAUGGCUCUCACUCCGCUCCUUACAUAGUGCCUUGUAUAUAAAGUUGGAUUGAGGGUCUUCACAGGUGUCUCUGCGUGACCCCCCCCCCCUUUUUUUCCUCCUCCCCCUCUCAGUACCUUGUACAGUAGAGUUCAUAACACUGUCACUUUGCUUUAGAGCAGAUUUUGCACAUUUCCAGAUAUAGUAGAAACACGCCUGUGUUGCACCCAGAUGUUUUUUUGUUACAUAAAAUAAACAAUACUGUUUAAAAGUGCAUUUAUCCCAAGAGCCAUCCAUCCUUCUCACCUCCUACAUGUAACAUUGUUGAUAAAAUCAAGGCACCUCAAGGUGUGUAUUUGCCUUAUGAUAAAAGUAAAACGGAGGUGUAUGUGUGGGAUGCAGAAUGGUAUAGAACGUGUAGUUUCAGGUGAAGUGAAAUGUCGCUUUGCUUUAGAGCAAAUCUUGCACGUUUCCUGACGUAGUGGCUCAAAAGCAGAACGAAAAGGUUCAGGUUUCUUCUGUGCUAGUGGAAUGGGUAGGGAAUUUAAAGUAGCUAAAAUGUUUGUCAGUAUGGAUUUUUUUUUUCUGUCUGCACUUUGGUGAUGGUCCUCUAAACGGGCAAGUUAAAGAAACAGAUCACUGAAUAUGAUUUUGGACAAGAUGUACAGCCUAGUAUUUCAUGUUUACAUAAUGUAAUUUAGCUGGCAAUUAGUUUUCUGCCAAUCUAUUAUUGUAACAUAGUUUUGUUUAUAAACUGCAUCUCUGUAACUUUCCAGUCUAUAUGGACCCGUUUACCAAGAAAGCCAUAAAACGUAUGUACAACAUGCCAGUCAAAGUGAGGGCUGAAAAUUGCACUUGAGCACACGAGGGCAUCAGGCUUUCAGUUGAUUUGUCCCUGAGGUGUUUAUUUUUCGUAGUGAAAGGAUAAUGUUGGAUUAUUAAAGUCGAUUUUGCCAAUCAAGCUUUAUUAAGAGUAUUCCAUGUCAUUUAUUUCAAAGUGAGUUUCAUCUUGUAUGUACCUAGAAACAUUGUUUUGUAGUUUCCUCCCUCUUGCUUUCUUAUAUUUAAGCUUCAAAUCAUCAUAUUGCUGUUUUUGGAGAAGUCCGUACGCUGUUCUACAGAUGCAGAAAUGCGGACUUUCACGUUCCUUCUCCAUGUGUAUCCUGAUUCUCUUUUGUUAAGACUGCCUUGUUUUUCUUCAUUUUUCUAACACGUCAGCCUGUUGGAUUAGAGUGCCUCUUGAACUGAGCAGAAUGUUUGGCGAGAGCUGUACUAAAAGACACUUAAACUUUGCCUAAUUCUUUGGAGAGAGAGAAAUUUCUCAGCGUUCUACUGCAGAGCGCCUCUCAGUGUCCUAUUACAGAGGCCCUGUAAAUGUUUCUCUUUAUUUCUGUGGAAAGCAUAAAUAAAUUGUUGAUUAUAA